AAAGAAAAAAACGAAAAUCUUUAAUGAAGUCUUCUGCUUCCCCCCGACAGGUGAAAAUCUGCAAAUGAACCAUUGAAACUCUUUCAAUCUGUUCAUCUUCAUCCCACUGAACUUUCAAUCCGUAACAAUGGGGCUCUUCUCUCCGCCUUCAAGCAACGACCCAUAUCUCCGAGCUCAGAGCUGACCGCUAUCUUCUCCUGGCAGCAGAACCCUACUUAAACCCUAUCCCCUGCUCUCAGCUCGGCCGCCGGUGCAACCAUGGCGGAACCAGACCCGGAGCAAGAAGCCCUGCGGUUGAAAUCCCUGGCGGAGGCCGAGUUCAAGUCCUCGAACUUCAAGUCCGCCCUCAAGCACGCCAAGGCUACUCGUCGCCUCUUCCCUUCCCUCCCCGGCCUCUCCGAAAUGAUCACCUGCUUCAAAAUCUUGGCGGCAGCCUCCGUCUCCUCCGAUUCUGGCAUGCCUGACUAUUACGGGAUCCUCCAGGUAGAGCCCUUCUCCCACAUCAACAGCAUUAGGAAGCAGUACAAGUCGCUGGCUUUGACAAUUCACCCGGAUAAAAACCCGAGCUUGGGGUCAGCGGAGGCAUUUAAGGUUGUCGGGGAUGCGUUUAGGGUUUUGACGGAUAGUAUUAGGAGGAAGGAGUAUGAUAUGAAGUUGAGGAUUAGGAUGCAGGAGGAGGCGGUGGCUGUAGGGGACGAUUUGGUGGAGAGGUUUUGGACCGCCUGCUGGUGGUGUAAGAUUUUGCACCAGUUCGAGAAGAAGUAUUUGGGGCAUAUCUUGGUUUGCCCAAGUUGCAGAAAGAGCUUUAAGGCCGUGGAGAUUGGUGAUAAUGAUGAUGAUGAUGAUGAUGAUGAUGAUGAUCAUUGGGAUGAGGCGGAGGAAUCAUCAGAACGUCAAGUUGGGAAGGCAAAGUCGAAACAGAAAGCAAUUCCUGUCGAUGAGUCGGAGCGUAAGAGGAAAAUUGGUAGUAUAGAUAAUUCGGCGAGGGAAAACGUUGAAUUGGAUAGUUUGAGAUUAAGGAAAAGGGUGUCCAGAAGUAAAAUCGGGGAUGAGGCAGAGAAAGCGAUUAAUAAGAACAAGGCAAGAGUUGAGGACGAAAUGAUGACAUUGGCGGAAAUGCAGCUGGAGGCAAAGCGAAAGAUGAACCGGGAGAAAAUCAGGUUGAGAGGAAAGGAGCAAGAGAAAGGGCUUGAGAAGGAGGUGGCUGCAGAGAUGACUUCAAGGAAGAUCGAUCCUCUUGAUACUGAAGCUCGGCAGUCGUCGCAGAUCUUUGAAACUACAACAUGUAGCAAUCCGGAGAAGACAAAGCCCAUCCAAGUUUAUAAACGUGGAAUUUGGAGGAGGAAGACUGCCGAGGAUGGGGAAAUUGAGAGGGCUAAAAGAUCUAAGGGUCGGAAUGUGGAGUUAAUGCUGGUUGAGGAUUCCGACUUUUAUGAUUUCGAUAAGGACAGGUCAGAGAGGCGCUUUAAGAAAGGGCAGGUGUGGGCCACAUAUGAUGAUGUUGAUGGAAUGCCGAGGAACUACUGUUUGAUCGAUGAAGUUGUCCCUCUGAAUCCUUUCAUGUUGAGAGUGAGCUGGUUAGAUCUACAGGGUACUGUUUGGCAACCUCAGGUGGAAACUGCAUCUACUUUAGCCUGUGGGCAAUUUAAGGUAGCUCAGAAAACUACCUUAAAGUCCGUGAAACCGUUUUCCCAUGUAGUCGAUUGUGAAAGGGCAGCUAGGGAACUGUAUCGGAUUUUCCCAAAGAAAGGUUCUGUCUGGGCACUCUUCAAGGGAAGUUGUUCCUAUGACAUUGUCAUUUUUCUGACCACUUACAGUGAAGUCUUCGGGCUGAGCAUGGCAUACCUCGAGAGGGUUGAUGGGUUCAAAACUGUGUUCAGGAGACGGGAGAUUGGGCCCCAUGCGGUCCGGUGGCUUGAUAAGAGCAAACUUGGUGUCUGCUCGCAUCAGAUUCCCGCAAGGAAGCUCGAGGGCAAUGAGGUCUCGAACCUCUUGAAAGACUGCUGGGAGCUCGACCCUGCAUCGCUACCUCCUGAUCUUCUGAUGAUUCCAAUGAAAAGAUAAUGAUGUCUAAAUAUUUUGAUGUCUUCUACUCUUGUUGAAAUUGAGAUUCGAGACCAAAUAGAAGAUCCAAUUUUUACUCCAUGUCUCCAACUGUAUGAUCCUGAAGUUCAUCCGACAUUUGGAUCGAAUUGUAUCAUUGGAAUGGAAUCAUAUAAAUUCGUUGAUGAAA
This is a messenger RNA of Punica granatum (pomegranate), 2233 nucleotides long. NCBI's taxonomy places the organism in Eukaryota, Viridiplantae, Streptophyta, Magnoliopsida, Myrtales, Lythraceae. The record is from RefSeq and is a predicted model, not a curated record.